This is a messenger RNA of Mizuhopecten yessoensis (Yesso scallop), 2999 nucleotides long. RefSeq names its product arginine kinase-like. The record is from RefSeq and is a predicted model, not a curated record. NCBI's taxonomy places the organism in Eukaryota, Metazoa, Mollusca, Bivalvia, Pectinida, Pectinidae. Gene Ontology annotation, molecular function: creatine kinase activity. The transcript is spliced from 7 exons. Bases 320 to 1405 code for a protein of 361 amino acids. Gene Ontology annotation, biological process: phosphocreatine biosynthetic process.
AAGACCCCCAUUUAAUGCUGCUUUGUAAAAGUGGGAGGCACUAAUUACACUCGUUAACGCUGACAUAACAUUGUAGAGAUUUAAUCGUUUACACAACACAUGGACGAGUUAUUUUAUCAACGUAUAACAUCAAUGAAAAAAGCCAUCCUGUUUGUAAAUACGAACAAGCUUACAGUGUGUCAUGCGAGACGUGUCGACACAACAUCAUGCAUGCGUGCAAAUAGUCCUACGCUCGUGACUGAACCUCGAUAUUCAUUAUUUCAGCAACAGCAGGAGCGACGAACGGUAUUCCUGUUUAUAUACAGUGAAAAAUACAUCCAUGAAUUGCAUGCCAACCAUGUCUGUCGAGGAACACUGGAAUAGACUGAAACAUGCCAAGUCGACUUCCUUCCUGAAGAGAAAUAUGACAGAUCUUAUCUUUAGAGAGCUUAAAGACAGAGUUACUUACUUCAAUGGAACUUUAGUAGACUGUAUUAAAGGAGGCUGUAUAAACCUGGACAGUGGGUGUGGUAUGUAUGCCUCGGAUCCUGAAGCGUACGAUGUUUUCUGGGAGAUAUUUCAUCCGGUUAUCAAAGAUUACCAUAAAGUUGAUAAAGUCGCCCAUCCCAACCCAGACUUUGGAGACAUAAACAAUCUUGGUUUCGGUGAUCUAGACCCAACAAAGAAGUACAUCUCGUCAACACGUGUACGCCUUGGACGGUCUCAAGCUGGUUUCCCUUUCCAUCCUACAGCCAAACUCAAGGAUCGGAAAGAACUAGAAUCCAGGGCAAAGGCAGCUUUGGAUACCUUAAGUGGGGAAUUGAAGGGAUCAUAUUAUUCCCUAAGCGAAAUGAGCGAGGACAAACAGAUCGAGCUUACAGAGGGACACUUCCUCUAUUUACAGGGAAAUAGGUUCCUUGGCGAUGCCAAUGUCUAUGACGACUGGCCAGUGGGACGGGGAAUAUUCUACAACCCAUCCAGGACGUUCUUGGUAUGGGUGAACGAGGAGGACCACCUUCGGUUCAUCUCAAUGCAGGAGGGGAGUGACUUGGGUACCGUGUACAGACGGCUGGUAACGGCCAUGAAAUCUCUGGAGGAGAGAAGCAGCCUGAAGUUCGCCCAUCAUCCCAACCUUGGGUUCCUAGGCUACUGUCCUACCAACCUUGGUACCACUCUGAGAGCCAGCGUACAUAUCAAAAUCCCAUGUCUCGCGAGUAAACCUUACUUCCAUGACUUCUUAGAAAAACAUCACCUGCAAGUAAGAGGUGUAAAUGGUGUGCACACGGAAAUGACUGGAGACAUUUACGACAUUUCCAACAAGAGGAGAUUGGGCCUAACCGAGAUCGAGGCUGUCCGCGAAAUGAUACGUGGUGUGGGGGCAGUGCUUGCUGAGGAGCAGAGGUUGGAUGGCAGUCUUAUGGUGUAAAGAUAGGUACACUAAGACAUUCAAGACAUUCUAAUGGAAAUAUUUAAUGGACAUAUUUAGAAUUGGUGAUAUUUUUUGCUGUUUGCAUUUCCAUACCGGUGUCUAACACUUUAUAGUAUCUAGAGAGAGUUGUGAUGUAUGUAUUACACACCUUGUAGCCCGUAGCCUGGAGUAUAUUUGGUGUCUGUGGUGGUGUCUACCUGACAACCUGAUUAGUAAAUGUGAAUCUUUGUUCAUAUAGUUGGUGACCGUCUGAUUGUAAUAAGACAACUUGAAAGAUGUCUGUAAGAUGUUCCUGUCUAUGUUUAAUAUCAAACGAAAUGCUGAGUAUCAAUGUCAAUGGCCAAGGCGGCUGGGUUUUAAUGCUGAGUAUACCCUACUACAAUGCAAAUGGCAAAGGCGGUUUGGUUUCGAUUCUCUGAUCGGUUUCCUCCCACAUUAAGAUCCUCUGAGCGAUAAUAUAAGUUAAAACCUUGUUUCAGAAGUGUUGUAAAAUAAAUCAAAGUUUUAGGUUUUCUUUCCUUAUAACCCCUGCUGAAACGGCUAUUCACGCUGUACAUUCCCUACUAUAACACCUGUUUCGUGCAAUAUCCCUCUACAACUACACACAUAUCAUGUUAUAUCCCUCUACAACAACACACAUAUCAUGUUAUAUCCCUCUACAACUACACACAUAUCAUGUUAUAUCCCUCUACAACAACACACAUAUCAUGCUAUAUCCCUUUACAACAACAAACAUCUCAUGCUAUAUCCCUCUAUAACAACACACAUAUCAUGCUAUAUCGCUUUACAACAACACACAUAUCAUGCUAUAUCCAUCUACAACUACACACAUAUCAUGCUAUAUCCCUUUACAACAACAAACAUCUCAUGCUAUAUCCCUCUAUAACAACACACAUAUCAUGCUAUAUCCCUUUACAACAACAAACAUCUCAUGCUAUAUCCCUCUAUAACAACACACAUAUCAUGCUAUAUCCCUUUACAACAACAAACAUCUCAUGCUAUAUCCCUCUAUAACAACACACAUAUCAUGCAAUAUCCCUCUACAACUACACACAUAUCAUGUUAUAUCCCGCUACAACAACACACAUAUCAUGCUAUAUCACUCUACAACAACACACAUAUCAUGCAAUAUCCCUCUACAACUACACACAUAUCAUGUUAUAUCCCGCUACAACAACACACAUAUCAUGCUAUAUCACUCUACAACAACACACAUAUCAUGCAAUAUCCCUCUAGAACUACACACAUAUCAUGCUAUAUCCCUCUACAACAACACACAUAUCAUGAUAUGUCCCUCUCUAAGGCGACUAUUUCAUGUUUUAUCCCUCUACAACAACACACAUAUCAUGCUAUAUCCCUCUUUAAGACGACUAUUUCAUGUUUUAUCCCCCUACUGCAACAACUGUUUACUUCAGCAUUCCCUACUUCAACUUGUGUGAGUGUAGGUGUGUGUACAUAAAUACAUGCAUACAACUUAUAUUUAAAUUGAAAAUGAUAUUAUCUUGUUUUACUUUUUUUAUUUGUUAAGAAACAUAUCAUGUAAUCGUUCAUACAUAAUCUGUCUUGAAAUUAUUUUAUAAUAAAUCUUUGU